AUGCCGAGCCCCACGGCCCGACUGCUCCGUGCCCACCAGGUGCCCGAGAGUUACCGGGAGCCGGGAAUCCUCUCCGGGUACCGCCCUCCCCAGAGCUCGGCCUGCGAGUGCCUGCUCAGCCUCUUCGGGAUGAACAACGAGACCCUCAACAUCUGGACACACCUGGUGCCCGUAUUUCCUGUGGCUGCUGCGUGCGGCGGGGCCGACGGGGGGGCCGUUCCUGGCCUACCUGGGCACGUGCGUCUCUACCGCUCUGCCUCGCCUCGCAACGCUGGGGCGCGCGGGCGGCACCGCGCGUACUGCUGCGACUACGCCGCGCUCAGCAUCUACGGGCUGGGCUCGGCGUUGGCCUAUUCCGCCUACGUCUUCCCUCUGGAAUGGGUCGGGAGCACAUUCCAUGAUUUCUACGUUCCCGUGGCCGUGCUCAACUCCGUGCUCAGCACUGGCCUGUCCUGCUAUUCCAGGUUUCUGGAGGCAGAGCGGCCCCGCCUGAGCAAAGCUUUCCGAACUUUGGCCUUCGUGUAUCCCUACAUUUUCGACAGCAUCCCAGUUUUCUACAGGCUGUCCCGGAGCACGGCCGGGAGCUGCUCCGAGGCCUCGCUCCCGCUGCAUUCCCGGCACAGCCUCUGCGCCCUCCUCACCCUCCUGAGCUUCACCUCCCGCCUGCCCGAGAGCCUGGCGCCGGGGAGCUUCGACUUCAUCGGGCACAGCCACCAGGUUUUCCACAUCUGCGGGAUCCUGGGAACGCUCUUCCAGCUGGAAGCCGUCUCCAUGGACAUGGCGGAGCGGCGGGGCCGCCUCCCGCUGCCCUCUUCCCUGCAAACCUUCGGAUCCCUGGGAAUGGGAGCGGCUGCCAGCCUGGCCAUCCUCGGGGUCUGCUUCCGCAGCCUCCGCCCCGAGCCUCCUUCCCGGGAAAAAUCCCACUAA
This is a messenger RNA of Camarhynchus parvulus, 927 nucleotides long. RefSeq names its product progestin and adipoQ receptor family member 5 (gene PAQR5). The record is from RefSeq and is a predicted model, not a curated record. Gene Ontology annotation, cellular component: membrane. The transcript is spliced from 7 exons. The coding region runs from base 1 to 927 and encodes 308 amino acids. Lineage: Eukaryota; Metazoa; Chordata; Aves; Passeriformes; Thraupidae. Gene Ontology annotation, molecular function: signaling receptor activity.